AUGAUGAUGCUUGCCCUGGGAGCUCUUUCUCUGAUCUUCUAUCGCGCGAAGCAUCCUAGCAUUGUUCCCUGUAUGAUCGUUGGUCUAGUUGUCGGCGGCACCGGCUUGAACGAAAAGAUGAAGCUCAGUCAGGACGUGAUUGUGCAUGUGCAGGAACUGGGGAUGGUUUUGGUUCUGUUCUUCAUCGGCUCAGCCGUGGACGUGCAUGCAUUCUUCAAGUACCGCAAGAUAGUCAUUAUCGUCGGUCUCUGCAUGCUCGUGAUGAACCUUGGCAUGUUCUGCCUCAUUGGGGGCCUCGGCCUCAGUCAUCGAGGAAUCACAAUUUUCGUGUUUGCAGUCGCAUGCUCCAUUCCUUCUCAGACCAUCAUCGCCAACACACUCAGCUCUGAUCACUCUGAGCUCACACUGCAUGGUAAGAUCCUCAAGGGAGUCGCCCUCAUGCUUACCUCCCUCUGCGUUCUUUUCAUGACCUUCCUGCAAGCAUACCUUGAGAGCUUGCAGACGACAUCUUGCGACGCCAGCAGGCGAUACAGCAGCGACUGCUCCUCGCGCCGAGAGGUCACCGCCACCGCAUCUUCAGCGACGGAACCAUCCACAGAAUCCGAUGCAUACUUCUACAGCCACAUUGGAGCUGAGAUCGGGAAGCAGAUCGGGUUAAUGUUUGCGGUGGGAGCUGUGAUAGCUUUGCUGUCACGAUAUGCACUAGAAAGAGUUUUCCGCUUCUUCACCGUGGACGGAGAAAUGCUCUUUAUUGGUACGGUUGCGUACAACCUGGGAACAGCAGCGAUUUGCACCCUCAUCGGCUUCUCCCCCUGGGUGGGAAGCUUCAUUUCUGGGCUAAGCGUUUCCCAGCUCACUCAGCGCAUGCAAAUCGAGAGCAAGAUCGACUCAUUCAAGUCGUUCAGCGUCUACAUCUUCCUCUUCAUGGCAUGCAUCAACGUCCGCGUCACAGGUGACAGACUGGCUGACAUUAUGGGCAAGUCCUUCUUGGUUUCAAUCUGCGGCAUCAUCUUCACUCCCUGCUUCGUGUGGCUCACGGGGUUUCUUAUCGGGCUCAAAGCCAGGACGCUCUUCUUUAUUGGAAACUCUCUGAACCAGGCGUGCCUCAUGCAGUUCCUUGACCUCUGA
This is a messenger RNA of Guillardia theta CCMP2712, 1128 nucleotides long. RefSeq lists its product as hypothetical. Gene Ontology annotation, cellular component: membrane. Gene Ontology annotation, molecular function: antiporter activity. The record is from RefSeq and is a predicted model, not a curated record. The transcript is spliced from 5 exons. NCBI's taxonomy places the organism in Eukaryota, Cryptophyceae, Pyrenomonadales, Geminigeraceae. Gene Ontology annotation, biological process: proton transmembrane transport. Bases 1 to 1128 code for a protein of 375 amino acids.